Molecule: messenger RNA, 3028 nt
Organism: Chaetomium fimeti
Lineage: Eukaryota; Fungi; Ascomycota; Sordariomycetes; Sordariales; Chaetomiaceae
Product: WD40-repeat-containing domain protein
Exons: 2
Coding region: 131-3028 (965 amino acids)
Biological process (GO): maturation of SSU-rRNA
Cellular component (GO): Pwp2p-containing subcomplex of 90S preribosome; small-subunit processome
Molecular function (GO): snoRNA binding; protein binding
Source: RefSeq, a predicted model, not a curated record
CUCACCUUAUCUUAUCGCUGCCAAAAAAAGUUGAAGAACAUCCCACUGAGUUCGCGACGGCAGGACCCAUUGAGAGCGACUGACACGGGUUUGCAGUCGGAUUGGAAGUUGGCAUUGCCCGGUCGCCAACAUGGUUAAAUCCUACCUCAAAUUCGAGCCCUCGAAAUCGUUCGGCGUCGUCGCAUCCACCAACUCGAACCUCGUUUGGUCAUCUAGGGGCAAGGCGGGCGCUGGUGCCGGCCAGGCAAUAGUCGCCGCCAAUGAGGAGGUCCUCGUAUGGGACAUCAAGAAGGGCGAGCUGCUAAGCCGCUGGCGGGAGGAGAACUGCAGGGCCAAGGUGACGGCCAUCGCCCAGAGCAGGACCGAUCCGGAUGUUUUCGCGGUCGGCUACGAAGAUGGCAGCAUCCGCAUUUGGGACAGCAAGAUUGCCACUUCGGUGGUGAGCUUCAACGGGCACAAGUCGGCCAUCACCAUUCUCGCCUUCGACAAGACGGGCGUGCGCCUCGCCAGCGGCGCCAAGGACACCGAUGUUAUCGUCUGGGAUCUCGUCGCUGAGGUUGGGCAAUACAAGUUGCGUGGACACAAGGACCAGGUCACGGGGUUGCACUUCGUCGAACCAGACCCGGUAUUGCAGGGCGAGGGCGAGGAGGAGCAGGCCCUGAUGGCAAUAGACAACGAGGCGGCUGAGGGUUUCCUCUUGACGACCGGGAAGGAUGCGCUCAUCAAACUCUGGGAUCUCACCUCGCGCCAUUGCAUCGAGACACACGUUGCGCAAACAAACGGCGAGUGCUGGGCGUUGGGUGUGACCCCUGACUUCAACGUAUGCGUUACGGCCGGCAACGACGGCGAGAUGACAGUAUGGGCACUGGAUGCGACUGCUCUGGCGUCGUCUGCGCAAAAGGUCGAUCUCUCACAAUCCAUCAACUUUCUUCGAGAGAAGGGGACAUUACACCGAAACAGCAAGGAGAGGGCCGUUGAGGUCAUCUUCCACCCUCGGCGAGACUAUUUCGCGGUACACGGGGUUGAAAAAUCGGUCGAGAUUUGGAGGAUGCGGAAUGAAGCUGAGAUCAAGAAAAGCCUGGCGAGGAAGAAGAAGAGGAGGAGAGAGAAGCUGGCCAAAGACAAGAAAACGGACGGGGAUCAGGAAAUGGACGAUGCCGAGGAUAAGGCCGACGACAUCACCGAGGCUGAUAUUUCCGACAUGGUGGUGCAGCAUGUCAUUGUCAGGACAACGGGUAAGGUGAGGUCAGUCGACUGGGUUGCCAACCAGGGGAAGAAGGAUCUGCAACUGCUUGUUGGGUCGACAAAUAACCUGCUCGAGUUGUACACGAUCGUCGGGAGAGACAAGCUGAAGUCAAAGGGCGAUGUCCCGGAUUACAACAAGGCGUUGGGUGUUGAACUCCCAGGGCACCGCACAGAUAUCCGCUCCCUAUCCAUCAGCUCCGACGACAAGAUGCUGGCUUCGGCCGCAAAUGGCUCCCUGAAGAUCUGGAAUAUCAAGACCCAAGCCUGCAUCCGGACGUUUGAGUGCGGUUACGCGCUUUGCUGCGCCUUCCUCCCAGGAGACAAGGUGGUGGUUGUGGGUACCAAGGAGGGGGAUCUCCAACUGUACGAUGUCGCCUCUGCAGCAUUGCUGGAGACGGUCGACGCGCAUGACGGUCACGCCAUCUGGUCACUACAAGUCCACCCGGAUGGCAAAUCGGUGGUGUCCGGUGGAGCGGAUAAGACAGCCAAGUUCUGGGACUUCAAGAUCGUCCAGGAGCAAGUACUGGGCACGACCAGGACAACACCAAAGCUGAAACUCAUUCAGUCAAGGAUAUUAAAGGUAUCCGACGACAUUCUCAGCUUGCGGUUCUCGCCCGACGCAAAACUAAUAGCCGUCGCUCUACUCGACAGCACCGUCAAGGUCUUCUUCGUCGACAGCCUGAAGCUCUACCUUAACCUCUACGGCCAUAAGCUACCCGUGCUCAGUAUGGACAUAUCGUACGAUAGCAAGCUUAUCGUGACCAGCUCGGCCGACAAGAACAUCCGGAUCUGGGGCCUCGAUUUUGGUGACUGCCACAAAGCCCUCUUCGGCCACCAAGACAGUAUCCUGCAGGUCGCCUUCAUCCCCCACAACUCGGACGGCAACGGCCACCACUUCUUCAGCGCCAGCAAGGAUCGCACCAUCAAGUACUGGGACGCCGACAAGUUCGAGCAGAUCCAGCGCAUUGACGGCCACCACGGCGAGAUUUGGGCCCUGGCGGUCAGCCACGUCGGCAACACCCUCAUCUCGGCCAGUCACGACAAGAGUAUCCGCGUAUGGGAAGAAACCGACGAACAAAUCUUCCUCGAAGAAGAACGCGAGAAAGAGCUCGAAGAGCUCUACGAAUCCACCCUCACCACUUCCCUCGAACAAGACCCUGACGAGCAGGACCAAGACCGCGAAGUCGCUGCGGCCUCCAAACAAACCGUCGAGACGCUCAUGGCCGGCGAGCGCAUCGCCGAGGCACUCGAACUGGGCAUGGCCGACCUCAACACCCUGCGCGAGUGGCGCGAGGCACGCCAAACCAACCCAGCCAUGGCGCCACCGCAGCGCAACCCCAUCUUCAUCGCGCUCGGCAACAUCACCGCCGAGACCUACGUCCUCAACACGCUCCAGCGCAUCAAGGCAUCAGCCCUGCACGACGCGCUGCUCGUGCUCCCCUUCGCCGCCGUCCCGUCCCUCUUCACCUUCCUCGACCUCUUCGCGGCGCGCGAGAUGAACGUGCCCCUCACCUGCCGCAUCCUCUUCUUCAUGCUCAAGACCCACCACCGCCAGGUCGUCGCCAGCCGCACCAUGCGCGCCACGCUCGAGGCCCUGCGCGCCCACCUGCGCCGCGCCCUGCGCCGCCAGAAGGACGAGAUGGGGUAUAACAUUGCCGCGCUGCGCGUGGUCGGCAUGCAGAUGCGCGAGCGGGAUGUGAAAGAGUAUGUGGAUGAGAAUUGGGAGGAGGCGGGGAAGGAGGAGGGUGGGGGGAGGAAGAGGGGGUUUGUGGAUGUUUCGUAG